Culex quinquefasciatus (southern house mosquito) is the source of this 7074-nucleotide messenger RNA. RefSeq lists its product as uncharacterized. The coding region runs from base 701 to 1843 and encodes 380 amino acids. Lineage: Eukaryota; Metazoa; Arthropoda; Insecta; Diptera; Culicidae. The transcript has 8 exons. The record is from RefSeq and is a predicted model, not a curated record.
CUAAUAUGUUGGGAAUCUGUAUUGUAGAGUGAAAUCGAGUCCUGGCAGUCCUGGUAGUGGUUCGAACUCUGAUGGGUUGGUUGGUGGAGCACGGCGACGACGACGACGGCAGAAGGAAUCGUUGUCCCAAAGUGUGAUAAGAAGUGAGAAGAAGGGUAGAAAAAAAAACGAGGAUAGAUCAAACGGGACACGAUUUUCCAACGCAUCGGGAAAAGCUCCAACCAUGGCCGGCCAGUAGAUUCCUCUCGAGCGCGCGUGUGUUCCUCCGUCGUGGAUUCCGUACUACAAAAAAACGUCGUGAUCGUGCGUGCGUGCGUGCGUGCUUUUGCUGUGUGCAGCUGAGGCGUAUUGCGUAUAGCGUCUCGCGUGUGACCGUCUAUCUCGUCCGUCCGUCCGUCCAUCAGUCCUUCGAGAUCUCGGGACUACUGCUGCUACUGCUGCUGCUGCCAAGGAUUAUCUGCCGAUAGUAUCACCCCACGAAAAGGUCCCCCCCCCCUGCGAAACUUCCCGGAAGCCUUGGAGGAAACGCGGAUUCCGCGGGGGCAGAAUCGCUGGAAAGACAUCAAUCGCCGUGUGAAGCAACCCCUCCGUGUUUCCGAUUGAGGAAAAUUGAUGAAAACCUCAAGUGGUGGAAAAAUUAUAGUUUCGGAACCCGGACCAGUUUCGCACACGGUGAUGGGGGUGUACCCCCUGACGGGAAAUGCAACCACCCCAACGUUACAUACCGUCAGUUUCUGAUUUAUACGGUACAGACGAAAUAGAGUUCCUCCUGGACGAAAUACGGGAUCUCGAACCGGCCUGCUGUCAGCUAGAGGACAUUCAAGACUUUGAGAUAGCUGGCAGCAGAGCUGGUGAGCUUUCAAUAUCGCUCGAAUCGCCGCUGGGCACGUGCACAUCCUGGGACUCGCACGUACAUUACCGUCAAAGGAUAGGGAACACACCGCUACCGUGGGGCGUUGCGCUGCACUGCGACGCCUCACACCUGACCAGCCCAACCGGCAUCGUGCGGAUUCUGUUGGUGAUAUCGUCAGCAGCCUGUUUAGCCUGUGAAUGUUCGGCCGGAACCGUGCAAGUCGGGUUGUUUUUACUGCCACUGAUUGGUCGAUUGAGGUUAAUGGUGUUUUGCGCCCUGUUUUCGCUGUUAAUAACGUGUUUAAUGCUGUUUUUGGAUAUAUCGCACAUAGCACUGAUGUUUCCCUUCAACUGGGGAAAACUGAAUGCAUGGAUGUACCUGACAAUCGGUUUAUUAUUUCUUGUUGGCUCGUCACUGCUGAUACACAUGGUGUUUUUUGCUGAGGAAUUUAUGUGGGUGCCAAAGCACACCAAGGACACAUUGUUCAUAUCAGCGAUAAUCGGGUACGUGUGCUCCAUUGAGGCUGUGGUCCUGGCGGCGCUGACCAAGUGUCCCUCGACGUACCGUCACGUGAUCGACGACUACAGCGACAUGUGCCUGGAGGAGCGCGAACUCAGUCCCAUCUGUAGCAACGAGCACACGAACAACGUCAACAACACCACCCUGGACGCGAACGGUGGCGCGGCCAGCGAGCUGACGAACCAUCGGAACUACAACAACAGUAGUGGCAACAAAACCGACGACAGUGCCGGUGGUGGGAUACCGAUGUGCAACCAGAAACCGUACAUACCAGUAAAACGUCCCGACCAAGCGUACAACCAGCGCCCAACCCUUGGCAACUUGCAAAAGUCGGCAAAUCAUCGUAACCGCCAGGGCUACCACUACCAACCAAUCGCCUCAACGUCCCGGCAGAGUCCCACGUUCGUGCUGGACGACGAUGCCAUCCCGGGACCCUCGAACCGCUCGCCGCUCGACUACUCUAGUGCGUGAUAAUGCGCCACGGAACCUGGAUGACCCGUAUGUCUAUGUCCUGCGCCACUCUUCGACGGCGGCGGCGAUGCUCGGUAAUCUCCCCGCACGUGCUGCAAUCCGCAAGAUCUUCUACUGGAUAGUACUGUGGACGACCUCAUCGCAGAACCUGGUAGAACUCGCAGCGCAGAUGCUGCUGAAGGAAUCUCUCUUUUGAACUGGAUCAACAAAUUCCACCCACAAAUACACACGUACAGACACGUAAACCAAACCCCAAAUACUAAAUCGGAAACAUCAAUGCAUUAGCGUACACCACAUAUAGGGCCACCACGUAGGAUUAGUUGGAUUCGUCGAGUUCCGGGUUCGCUGGGGACAACACAACGCGUGGGGAACUGUAUCCUGAAUGGCACGAACGAGCGCGAACUAAUUUGCUGACUUGGUGCACUUGGGCACAAACAUUUGCAGUCUCUUCUACCAACAACCUCCUUCAUCCUGUACAUAAUGCAAAAUCUUUCCAAUCCUCGUCGAUGCUUUGCUGCAUCUUUCGCGCCGAGCAUUAACUAUUGAUUAUGGUUUUUUGAGGGAACCGCGAGGUUUGCUUAGUAGCUGACUAGAGGGGCGACCGGUGGGAGGAGAAACAAUAAUAUAUAAAUUAUAUUAAUUUAGCAACAAACAGAUUUCGUACAGUAAUAAAUUGAAAGAAAACUUAAAAGUAAUAACCGUAAGCAGAGUACAGUACAGCGGCGAGGAGAAAGACGUUGAUUUUUGGAUAAACGCAGUUGUUUCAAAUUACAGUGAAGUAUAAAGGCCACACAGACACAUACACACAUAUAGAGGCGUAUAAUUUCGUAACGUAUUUAUACUAAAAUAGCAAAACUUCUAGUCAACGGGUUUUUAAUAUGGUGCAGGAAGAUAUUAUUGUAGAUAUCACUAAUAGUACGAGCAAGGUUUUGCAAAGGCGGAGAGAUCGUGGAAUCCAGCUACGCAUGAAGUUUUAUUGGGCUGGUUAAGAAGUUGGCAGGUCAACGAAAGGCUACACAUCGUGGUGGUGGUGAAUCGUUUGGAAUCAAUUCCGCAAGUGAUCGAACAGAAUCGAAACCACACUUGGAUUCUUAUUCUCAGCUUUGUUUGUCCCCAUGUUAACAUAUCCUUGUUGAAACCCGUAAGCUUCUCCAAACUUAUUCACACCCGUUUAUCAAAUAUCCAAGGAUCAUACAUUCCCCCGACUAACCCCGUCUACAGCACAGUGGGCUAAAGAAGCUAAUAAGUUUGUUAAUGUUGUUUGAUUUACUUCUUGGUUUCAAGUGAUUCCGGGCUUGUAAGGCGCGAACUAGAUUCCUGGAUUCUCCGGCAUGUUGGCCUGGCUUAGGUUGAACCAGUAGGUAUUCCGCAUUAUGGCGCCAGAAAAGCAAUCUCCACAAAGUAGUAAGUGAAACGUCUCAGCUCGAGAAGUAUCCAAAGUGGCGUUGAUAUUUUUCUAAAAAAAAAAAUAGUCAUACAGAGUGUAAUGUAUGUAACCUAGUAGAGAACAAACCAGCUUAACUAUUUUCCCGAUCAUAGCAUAACGUACGCUACAUCCGUCCCAAUGGAACUAUUUUAUAAAUCUAUUCCAAUUUAGUUGAUACUUUCAUCUAACAUUUGAUCAGUAUCUCUCCAGUAACGUAGCGUGAGGGAUUAGUGCGGAAUGAGUUAGUUUUUGGAGUAUUUAUCUUAUCUGCCGUCCAUAUUUAAACGAUAACACACAUAACUAAACUUCAUACACACAGAAACACACACAGCGAGCAUAUUGGAUAACGAACUGUUAGCAAACCUUCCGCCACAGACAAAUAGACGUAAAAACAAAAAAAAAAUAAACACCUGUCAAUCAAGUCUCACUAGUAACAUCUAGUUGUGAACGAGUGCAAAGCUUCAAGCAACUGUCAAACGAGGGUAAAUGAGCAGUGGUGAAUAAGAAAUGGCGGUGGUGAAUUUUCGAAUUCAUUUCAAAGUGACGUCUAUUUGUUUGUACUUUCUCUAUCACUUGUGUUGUUUCCGGGAGAAGUUUGUUGGAACAACGAUUGAUAGGACAAUAAUUAUGGUUUUGCUCCAAAUGCUUUGCGACGAACAUCAUUUAGCACACGACGACAUCAUUUAGCACGUGCAUACAGGAACACACUUACACAUGCCCACAUACGCAAACACACACGUUUACACAAAUACAACAUUAGAAGACAAUAAAUAGAUCGAAUCAAAUGGGAUCGCGCUAUGCAGCUUCACGUGCCCACUGUGCCUUUUUUAAAAGCAUGUUUUUUCUUGAGCCCUUCCUUUCCUUGAAACAACUCCCCUCAACAGUAGUGGCAGAGUUCUGCUAGAAGACUUUUAAUUUUGCCUUCGAUUUUUCAUUCCUCAUUUGACGAAACAAAAACCAAAACGGUAUUAAUCGCGAUCCGAACCAGAGUUUCUACCUAGUUCAAACGAAAAGUAUUACUUUUACAAAAGAAAACAACCUUAACCCCUCUACAAACCACAUUAGGACCGCACGUCUCAUGGCCCCAUGGCAUUUAUUGGGUGGCGAUUGCGCAAAGUUGACCAACUAUUGAGCUGAUUUUGGCAAAAAAUCGUUAAGAGUGGUUUGGUCCACAGUUUCACUAGAAAGAAGAAAGUAUAUUCUUGUGCAUGAACCACAAUUCCAUCUUACUGUGAUUUAAGGGUCUAAUUUGAACAUCUUAGCUCAUUUGGUAAAGUUUUUGUGAGAUUUUGAAAUAAUUUAUUGUGGAAAAUCUUCACUCGUUCUUAUCUAAAUAAGCUUAAAUUUUAAGAGACAAGAUUCUGAGAUCAUUGUACAACAAAAUUCCGGAUGAUGCACAAGGCAAUAAUCAAAAAUUCUUGGACCACGCUAGUUUACAGUGUUGACCGCAAAACUAACAAAUUAAUUGAAUCGACGAAAUUCCUCAGGAAUAUGUGUUCAAAGCAAAACAUAAGUAAACUAGAAACGCAGAGCGAAGACAAUUCUCGUUCGAUGUUCCAUACUACUGAGACAACUAGUGACAAAAUAUUACUAAAACUAGUUCAAACUAAAAAUCGACAAGAUUGGAAUGACGGCUUUCGAAUAGGGUUGAAACGUCCUCUGAAACGCACAAAGAAACUCCGUUUUUAAAAUAACACCGCAAGAUCAUUUUGCUUGCAACGAUCACACGAAACUAAUGCAAGGUAACCUCAAUAGUUGGUAAACUUUGACAAGAUUGAUUCGGUUCAAAAUUGCCCUGAAAAAGCAUUGUAUCCUACUCUUAGUUAUUGAUGUUUGUUCUUUUCCUAUUAGACGUGAUGUUUCGUUUUUGUUACUAAUUAUCAGCAACACAGAGAAUUAAUGGCUUUAACUCACGAAAGUGGUGAAAUAUUAGACAAAACAAACAAAAAAUUAGAACUUAAAAAACAACCGGCACAUUCUAGUUUGUAGAAUGUCCACCUGCAACAAAAUACAACAAAAAGAAAACUUGAAUGGCAGAUAAACUUCGUUGAACACGAACAGUAUGAGUGUAAAUAUAGUUUUUAGAUAGUUUUGGAGACGGUUGUAGAAAGAUUUAUAUGACAACAAAAGAACAUAUAGUAUCAUACCAAUAAAAUAGAGAGAACUACUGCCAAAGAAUUAUCCUGAAACGAUAGUGUCGUCUUUAAUGAUAAACUUGCAAGAAUCAACAAAACUCGUAAAACUUUCCCUUUGUUUGACAAAAAAAAAAUGUAAUGCAACCUAUAUCCUAAACACCUACACAAACCUUCUCUUAAAAUUGUUAAUUUCAAACGCAUUAGGUUAACAAAAUCCGAAAAAGGAGUGUAAACUCAAUUAUCACAAUUCGCUUCUAAGCACAAACAUGACUUUGAUAAAAAAAACGUUUUCUUCACAUUUUGUAUUACCUACACAUCAGACAAAAAUACAACAAGAAAAAAAAUCGUCGAAUGGUAAACCAACCAAACAUCAAAUAUUAAUUUCAACCAAACAAAGUGUAAUCAAAAUUUGAAAUCGAGAGAGAUGAAACAAGCGUAAAUUCCAUUUUAUAUACCAUAAUUUUACAGGGUAUCGAAAAAAAAAUCCGUUUCAAAUGUGAUUUGAACAUUAACUACUGUAAGAGCUGCUGGAAAUCGGUCACAUUUCCGGCUAGAACGAAUCGCGGUAAUUUAACUAGAAGAAGCGAAGGUGGAAGUUAAAAUAGAAGAAAAAAAAACAGGAAACCAAUUCAAUAUUUAAGCAUAAUACGGUUUUGUCAUAACAAGCGAUGUAGAUAGAAUUGUUAAAUAUGAAAUCAUGAAAGCAUCGUAAUAAUUACCAAACAAAAACAUUGUCAAAUGUUCACCGACAGAUAAUUGAAAAAAAAACGAAGCUGUAUAAAUGAGGAAGCAAAAUCCACGAAAGCUUGAGGAAAAAGUUAAAACAAUUUUUAGCAGGUAAUUGAACGGUAGCAGCAAUAGUGUGCAAUUGUUUAAACAUUGUAUAUUUAUAUCAAAAUUGCUUUAUUUCCCCCCGAUCUCGCCCAUACAAAGUUUGUCUGGAAAGCUGAUAUAUUCCCUAGAAAGUCAAUGUGCUGCAAAACUCUUAUGCUAGUUUCCAUUUCACUUCUAUUUAUAUAGAUCUCUACAGAUAUGCUUCGAUCAAUUCGUAAUAAUAGUAAAGUGCCUAAUUUAGAUAAUAUAGUCAACACACGAACAAAAAUCGGUUUUCGAUUAAACUGCACAAAAUGCGAACCAACAAUUGAAAAACAAAAACAAAACAUUCCAAUCCCAUUUUCAAUUUUCAAAUUCUUUGACUUCUUUUCCCCUUUCCGCUGUUUGAGCACAAGCUUUCUAGGUAAAUAUCUAACUUGUCGGUUAUUUAGAUAUAAAGACACUUUUUACAUUUUAUUUCCCAAACACACACACACAAACACACUCACACAAAAUUUAGAAAACUAAAAACACUCGACAAUUUCCGUUUCGGAUUAUCGGUUUACGUUUCAAACGACAAACAAACACCUACUCAAAUUUUGGCCAUUUUCGACUCACAAAACGAAACAAAAAAAAAAAGCAAAAAGGAAACAAUAUGUACGCAGAUUCCAAAUUUUUGAACAAAAUUAAACAGAGAAAAGGCUCUCUGGAUCGAGAGCAAGUAAAGCGGAAGAAAAAUUAAACAAACAAAAAAAAAACACGAAAAUCAGAAAAAAUAUAGCAAAAAUAUUUUAAUUAAAAAACAAACUAAAGCAGAAUCAUUGUAAAAAUAGACAAUUCAACAUUCCCAAAAUAAA